GGGAACAGAACCGCGGGAGCAGCGCAGAGUCGCCGCAGCGCGCGCGGGAUCAGUGCCGACGGAGGCGGGGCGAGUAGCCGGCACCAAACUCCACCAGACCGGACAACCACAGCAUGGCGAAGACGGAGCUUAGCGGCCUCCUGCCGCUGCCGGACAGGCCCGCCGGCGGCCGACGAUGGUGGCUCGCCUUCGGCAGCCUCUGCCUGCUGGGCAUGGGCACGCGACUCUACGACUUGCAGAGUCCCCCCUGGGUGUGUUGGGAUGAAACGCAUUUCGGAAAAAUGGCGAGCUGGUACAUCAACGGCUCAUUCUUCUUUGAUGUGCAUCCAGCUUUAGGAAAGCUUCUGAUGGCCGGCGCCGGACAUCUGACCGGCUAUAACGGCACGUUCGCCUUCAUCGCGCCAGGCUCGCAGUACAACGACACAAACUACGUGGGAAUGAGAGCACUCUGCGCCGCCCUGGGAGGAGGCAUCGUGCCCAUGUCUUUCAUCACGGUCCACGACCUGACCGGGUCGCUCCCCGCCGCCACGUACGCCGCUCUGUUCCUGACGCUGGAUGUCGGCAUGACGACCAUCAGCAGGUUCAUUCUGCUUGAUCCCAUACUCAUGUUCUUCAUGGUUGCCGCUACCAUGUUCAACUUCAAAAUAAAUAAGUACAGGGCAUUCAGCGGCCGCUGGUGGCUGAAUCUGGCCCUGACCGGCCUCAUGCUGGGCUGCGUGCUCAGUGUCAAGUUUGUUGGCGUGUUUGUGGUGGCUCUGGUCGGGCUUUACACCGUCGCGGACCUCUGGUCCAUCUUCUGUGACCUCAGCAAGCCGCUGUCGCACACCGUGAAGCACUUCGUGGCCCGCGCUGCCUGUCUGAUCGUCCUCCCCAUGGCGACCUACGUGCUGGUCUACUACAUACACGACGUGCGCAUUACAAAAGCAAACGACGUGCACGGCAUGCAGGGUGACGGCUGGCUCAGUGCCGGUACACAGAUGACGCUGAAGAAUAACGACAUGUUCAACGUCAGCCAGCCCAAGUACCUGGCGUACGGCUCGCUGGUGACGCUGCAGACAGUGGGCUCCUACAGCAGCUACCUCCACUCGCACAACCUGAGUUACCCAGACUGGCGCGGCGCCAACACCACCGCAGGCCACGCCUACAACCUCUCCGAGGUCCACUCGGUCACCGGCUUCCGUCUCAAGGACCAAAACAACUUCUGGAAGAUCCUGCCGCACGACGAGGAGGAAGUGCCGGACUGGGAGAACCCGUACAUGCCGCCCGAGCCCGUGCUGAACGGCGACCGGAUUCGCCUGGUGCACAACACCACCGGCCGGGUGUUGGCCGUGUUCCACCAGCGCGCCCUCAAGACCAGCACCCAGAUGCUGGUCGGAGCGCUGCCCGAGAGACAACUGCAAAAAUACCAGAGCGCGUUCGAGAUACAAGCUGCCCAAUUGGACGACGAGGCUCAGCUGGAAGCCAUUAACACGACGUUCAGUCUGUUCAACCCGGGUCUUCGGUGCGCCGUUUAUGCCUCCCAGGAGAAGCUGCCCGAAUGGGCAGCAAACCAGCUGGAGAUCACCUGCAGCAAGCGCCUGACGGACGAGGGAGUCACCUGGACCGUCCACCGGCACAUCAACCCGCGCCUACGGAACGUCACGAAGCACUGGCGUCGUUUCAUCCCUAGCCUGCCGAGAAAGUUCAUGGAGACGCACGGCAUCAUAACGACGGUCAACAGAAAGCUGGUGCCGAGCCGACUACAGAUGAUGAACUCCGACCACCCCUGGAUGUGGCCCGUCCUCUACCGGGGUUUGCACUUCUCGAUGCAAGACCCCCACCGGGUGUACCUGUUGGGCACGCCCCCCAUCUGGUGGGCCAAUCUGCUGCUGCUCGUGUGCAGCUGUUUCAUCAUGGCCUUCAUCGGCUACAAGGAGACGCGGCGCCCAGCGGCGGCGGCGGCGUCAGCGGCGUCGGAGCAGGACCAGCACGCGCGGUGGCGGCGACAGACGGGCCGGGCGUGUCUCUGGCUGCUGCUGGCCUGGGCCGUUCACUACCUGCCCUUCUGGACCAUGAGCCGCAUACUCUACUUCCACCACUACUUCCCGGCACUGUGCUACAGCUGCAUGCUUUCAGGCGUGGUGCUGGACUUUCUGCUGACCUGCCUGUACAGACAGCUGCCGGAGGCCCGCCGGGCCGCCGUCUAUCAUUGGCUCGUGGCUGUGCUAGUCGCCGCGCUCUUCUACAGUUUCUACCUGUUCCACCCUCUCUGCUACGGGAUGUCGGGACCGCGGCCGAAGGACGGCACGAACAGCACCUACUACCAUCUGUGGUGGCAGAAGAGCUGGGACUUCUGAGCGACCUGGCAGUGCGCCGUCCGGAGGCCGUUGGGACUGCACCGCACCCGUCCGAACCGCAAUGCCAACUCCUGCAUGCAGAUGGCUGCUCAGAAUUCAGACCUCGGUCUACGGUGGAUGGGUCUGCUCAGACGACACUGCGAGUUAUUGGCGCGGCGCUAGCCAGACAAAUGCGUCGCAGCACUGUGACACGUCGGGUGCCCGUUGCGGGCUCGGCACCGUCUCUGUCCUACCGCCGAGCGGCUGUCGGCUGCGGGCCCGGCACCGUCUCUGCCCUACCGCCGAGCGGCUGUCCGCUGCGGGCCCGGCACCGUCUCUGCCCUACCGCCGAGCGGCUUUCCGCUGCGGGCCCGGCACCGUCUCUGCCCUACCGCCGAGCGGCUGUCCGCUGCGGGCCCGGCACCGUCUCUACCCUACCGCCGAGCGGCUGUCCGCUGCGGGCCCGGCACCGUCUCUGCCCUACCGCCGAGCGGGUGUCCGCUGCGGGCCCGGCACCGUCUCUGCCCUACCGCCGAGCGGCUGUCCGCUACGGGCCCGGCACCGUCUCUGUCCUACCGCCGAGCGGGUGACCGUUGCGGGCCCGGCACCGUCUCUGCCCUACUGCCGAGCGGGUGACCGUUGUGGGCCCGGCACCGUCUCUGCCCUACCGCCGAGCGGGUGACCGUUGCGGGCCCGGCACCGUCUCUGCCCUACCACCGAGCGGUUGUCCGCUGCGGGCUCGGCACAGGCUCUGCCCUGCCGCCGAGCCUGCCUAGUCUGCUGCGCUGUCACCCGCUCGGCACGGCCCGCUGCCGCUCGGCCACCGCCAGUACCGCCCGGCA
This is a messenger RNA of Pollicipes pollicipes, 3157 nucleotides long. Its product is annotated as protein O-mannosyl-transferase 2. The record is from RefSeq and is a predicted model, not a curated record. Bases 114 to 2336 code for a protein of 740 amino acids. Lineage: Eukaryota; Metazoa; Arthropoda; Thecostraca; Pollicipedomorpha; Pollicipedidae. The transcript has 18 exons. Gene Ontology annotation, biological process: protein O-linked glycosylation via mannose. Gene Ontology annotation, molecular function: dolichyl-phosphate-mannose-protein mannosyltransferase activity. Gene Ontology annotation, cellular component: endoplasmic reticulum; membrane.